AGCAUAUUACGUAGAGAUUUUAAAAUACAGGGAGUGGUAGGCGACCCCGGUCAGAAAGAAAAGCUGGGUUACCAAGCCCUAAUAUCACAAAUAGAAGCAGGGCUUACCAAGGGAUACUCCGAUAAAGAAGUUGUUAGUGCCGUAGUUCGUGCUGUACAGCCAGGUCUACAACUAAGAAGCUAUUUAGAGACCAUGGUUGACCUCACCCUACCAAGGUUGCGUAAAAUUCUUCGCUUCCAUUUUCAUGAAAGAAAUGCCACAGAACUUUAUCAGCUUUUAACAAAUAUUGCCCAGCAGCCUAAUGAAGAUCCUCAGUCAUUUUUGAUGAGAGCACUAACCGUUAGACAGAAGAUUAUUAGUGCUUCAAAAGAGUCGGACAGUGGGAUUAAGUAUGACGCCUCUUCAGUACAAAGUUUGUUCCUGCAUGCCGUGGAAACAGGUCUUGCUGACGAAACCAUUCGUGCAAAAAUAAGGCCACUCACUCAGAACCCAAAGUUCGCAGAUGAAGACCUCAUUGGAGCUAUGAGCCUAGCCAUAUCUGCAGAAGCAGAGCGAAGUAAUAAGUUCAAUCUUGCCAGCAAGGGGAAAUCUGUAAAGGUGUCCGCUAUCGAAAAUGCAGCUGAAUCAAAUACAAAGAAAGAGCUACAGAAGGACCAGCAGGUUCUAGCUACACUAAAAGCUGUGCAAGCAGAGUUGGCUACCAUGAAGGCAGAAGUUAAAAACCUGCGUGAAGCAGCAAGCAACCAGAAGGCAGACCCUAUGAUGCCCAGUCAUGCUGGAAAUGGAGUGAGAAUUGGAGCAAGGCCACUUGGUUGCCAAGAGUGUAGGAGGAAGAGGGAAGGUGACCGAUGCCCACAUUGCUACCUCUGUGGUGGCUUGUACCAUGUUGCACGCUACUGUCAGUCAAGG
This is a messenger RNA of Porites lobata, 909 nucleotides long. NCBI's taxonomy places the organism in Eukaryota, Metazoa, Cnidaria, Anthozoa, Scleractinia, Poritidae. The record is from the annotation of a GenBank genome assembly.